CCCCGGCCAAACUACUCUUUCCAGCCGGUAUUCCACGAACGUAAAACCCAUGAAGACGAUACAGUAUUAACCCAGGAGCUGUGGAAGCUGGCGCGCAAGUCGGGCACCCUGAAUCUGUCGAACAAGGGAUUGGCCAGUGGCAGGAAUGCAGUGGUGUCGCAGCAGAAAUUGCAAAACUGGAGGUCAAAGGUGAGGCCUCGCGCCGGGGAGCCACCCAUGGAGCAGCAGUAUAAUCAUCAAUCGAUGUACACCGGUCUCGUCGACAGCAGUGCAUUAUGGUUUCAGUUCAUGUGAGACGAUCGCGAUCUCGAACUUGGCCUUGCCGGCCCCUAAAAGGAGUCGAGAACAUUUGCCGCUUCAAUAGGUAGCGCCAGCGCCUGCAGUCAUAUCAUAAAGGUGUUCCAGACGUGUGCCAGUCAUCGUUUAGUUUGCGCAGCGUGCUGGCUGCUCUCGGAUGUGCCCCAAUCUAUCCAAGUCAAAAUCAUCCAUCAAAAUUGCGUCCUCCAAGCCAACGCGAAAGAAGCAGCUCACUUCGUUCUGCAUGUGUGCUCCGCACCCGCGGCGACGAAGCUACUACCAGAUCCGUGAAUUUCAAAUGGCCUCCUCGGGCGAUGAGCUGGAGAGCGAGGACCCCGACGAUGAGCUGGAGCUGGAACUCGAUCUGGAUGAGCCAGCGCCGCAGCCCAGCGAAGAUGCCUUGCCCGAGCGUCUCUACGACAUCAACGAGGCCGAUGCGGAGAGCAAGGCGGCCACUCUAGAGCAGCUGUCGAUCAAGGAUGAGGAUGCCUGGUGGAACCAAGUGCCAUUGACUAAUUUAGAUCUGAGCUCCAACGCUUUAUCGCACAUAUCUCCAAAGAUUGAGAAUCUGCAGUCGCUAACAGUCUUGAUUCUCCAUGACAACGCCCUGGUUGCUCUGCCGGCGGAGAUCGGUAAGCUGGAGAAGCUUAUGCGCCUGAAUGUGAGUCGCAACAAGCUCAGCGAUUUGCCGCGAGAGCUGUACAGCCUGCCGGAGCUGCGGCAUCUGAAUAUCAGCUAUAAUGAGUUCAGCGAACUCAAUCCGGAUAUCAGUGAUCUGCACAUGCUGGAGUUUCUGGAUGCCGGGCAUAAUAGCAUAAAAUCCUUGCCUGGCGGUAUUGGUUUUCUGGUGCGAUUAACAGCCCUCUUGUUGCCCUAUAACCACAUUAAGGAUCUCCCACCUGAUCUGGUUAACAUGCGCUCGCUGCAACGGUUGGACCUGAUGCAGAACGACCUCACCUGCUUGCCGGAGGACAUGGGCCUGCUAAGGAAGCUCCAAUUCCUGUACAUUCAACAUAACGACAUCAUGGAGCUGAGCGAUUUCGAAGGAAACGAGACACUGACCGAGCUGCAUGCCAGCAACAAUUAUAUAUCGAACAUACCCAUAAGUAUGUGUGAGAACUUGCCGCAUCUGAAGGUGCUCGACCUCCGGGACAAUAAGAUUACACAGCUGCCCGAUGAGCUGUGCCUGCUGCGGAAUCUCAACCGCUUGGACGUAUCGAACAAUAGCAUCGACACGCUGCCUGUUAGCCUGGCGGCGCUGGCCCAUUUGAUUAGCCUGCAGGUGGAGGGCAAUCCCAUCAAGUCGAUUAGACGUGACAUCCUCCAGUGCGGAACUUCGCGCAUCCUGAGGACUCUGCAGGAGCGUUCCAUGGCCAAGAGCAAGGACGAGGGGGAAUCCGAUAGUGGCGCGGGAGCCCGCCUAUGUGGCGGACAAGCGGGCAACGACACAGCCGCAAACUAUCCCGACAGUAGCUAUCAGCCACAGCAUCAGCAAAAGCACUUCGAAUAUCAGUUUCAAUAUCGGGCCCAGGCUCAUAUGCAACCGCAAGCCGAGCGCUUCAGAGUCUACGAGCCGCCGCACAACUGCCCGCCGUACAGUCGCCAGGGGCAGGAACACGUAUACGAUCAAGAGAACUAUGAAACAGAGAAAAAAUUUGACUAUUCUGGCCAAUAUAUGCAACAGCAGCAACAUAACUUUCGAUUCAAUGGCUAUUCAGCCAUGUAUCAACAACAGCAGCAACUAUUCUACGGACAGUGCGUCGUCUGUCCGCGAUGGGUAUACAAACUACGUCAUACCCGAACAUUGGCCGUCAAUUUGGAGGAAAUAACCGAUGUGCCCGAGGAAGUCUUUCAAUUGGCCCAGAAAGAAGGCGUGCAUGUAGUGGACUUUGCCCGGAAUCAGCUAAGAACCGUCCCCGACGGCUUGCAGCACAUGCAGAAUAUUGUCACGGAACUGGUCCUCGCCCACAACCGCAUUGGCCAAGUGCCGCAGUUCAUCUCACAGUUCACGCGCAUUACGUUACUGAAUUUAUCCAACAAUCUGUUGACUGACCUGCCCAAGGAGUUUGGUGUCCUGAACACGCUACGCGAACUGAACAUAGCCAAUAAUCGUUUUUCGUUUCUUCCCAGUGGUUUGUACGACUUGCAGGGUCUGGAGAUACUCAUUGCCAGCGAUAAUCACAUCAAUGAAUUGAAUGUCGCGGGGCUACAGCGCAUGCCGCGUUUGUCUACAUUGGAUUUGCGCAACAACGACAUUGAUUUCAUACCGCCAAUAUUGGGUACCCUGACCAACAUAACGCACUUGGAGCUGGUGGGAAAUCCAUUUCGACAGCCUCGCCAUCAGAUCCUGAUGAAGGGCACCGAAUCGAUAAUGUCGUAUCUGCGGGAUCGCGUACCCAGAUAAAGCAAGAUAUCGCAAUCUACACCUUUUUAUUUGAGUUUUUCAGCCAAUUUUCACUGGUAUAAUGUUUUUUUUUGGGACAAACAUAACCGAUACUUUACCAAUGCUCCACCACGCCCACACACAUCCAUACUUAAGCUAUAAGUCUGCCUGUGUGUGGACGAGGCGGAGAUCGCGCAAGGAAGGUACCUUAUAACAUA
Molecule: messenger RNA, 2898 nt
Organism: Drosophila pseudoobscura
Lineage: Eukaryota; Metazoa; Arthropoda; Insecta; Diptera; Drosophilidae
Gene: f-cup
Product: leucine rich repeat containing flyers-cup
Exons: 12
Coding region: 455-2701 (748 amino acids)
Molecular function (GO): protein binding
Source: RefSeq, a predicted model, not a curated record